Molecule: messenger RNA, 2089 nt
Organism: Cuscuta campestris
Lineage: Eukaryota; Viridiplantae; Streptophyta; Magnoliopsida; Solanales; Convolvulaceae
Source: the annotation of a GenBank genome assembly
CUGCAAAAGAUUCCAUUGCCGAGUUCAAUUGCUGGUUUGGGCUUGGACUGUGCGUGAAUUGAAGGCAAGUUCUUCGUUGUUACUGUUCAUCUCGGGAAUAAUAGAAUUGACUUUACCCUUGUUUCAAGCUCAAUUGAUGCCCAAUUUGUGGAGGAUUAUGAGCGAAAUAUAACCUUUGGAGGAUUAAAAUGAGCCACCCACCGCCCCACGAUAAGAGCUUCUUCACUGCCCACCUCUUAUAUUUUCGUUCUCCGGUGUUCCUAUAUGUCUUUGUUCUUCAAUUUCCAGUGGCACUUCGAUCAUAGACAUCUGCAGACGUCUUCUAAAGAGUGAUCGAAGUAGGUAAAGUCAUCAUGCAUGCAACUAUAAACCAUUGUUUCUAAACAUGUUGGAAGGAAUGAGCAAGUAGGGAACUGCCCAAGACUGCAUUUCGGGCUUAAGUUCAUUUGGUAGCAUCAUCUCUCCCCUCAUAUUCAGCCCCUUGACAGGUUCACGAAAAUGACAAUAGACAAUGGUUUCAUUUGUUAGAAAGAACUGGAUUCUUCGCGAACAUCUUUUAUUUGGUUAGUGUCGGAGAUACUACAAUAUGGAAUUUAAGUACAGGCUCUCCUUAUCUUCAGAAGAUAAAUAACAAAUGCCAAAGGUGAAUGGUCUAUGGAAGGGAUUUGACAGCAAUGAAUAUGGAUCUUCUGGCUAUGAUAAUUCUGGUGAAAAGGUUGAAGCCAAUAGUUUAAAGCGUAGAAAGCUCACAAAAAAACAUCUUUGUGAGAUUAAUGAUCUCAAGUAAGAAGUAACAUCCAAAAGUGAGAUAUGUACAAGUUCAAGUCAUAGGCUUGGACAAAACUCCAGAUCCGUAUAAAGUUGGCAAAGGAACUACUGAUAUCCUGCCCGAGUUCUUGAAUUUGUACGACGACACCAGAGGCCAUAUCAUUUUUCUGAAAAAAGAGGUCAUAUCAAUUAAUAUCAAGGAAAACUGAAAGAUCUCAAAGUUCGGCAUAUUCCAUAUUCAAAGUUUCUUAACUCUAUUGAGGGCAUCAUCAGCCUUGACCGCCUUUAUUAGCUGCGAAAAGGUUGGGGGGAAAUUGUCUGCUUUAAAGGAGCACAUUGCUGCAGUGAAGCUGAAUAAGUUGUUUGAAGGGACGGAUUUCAAGCUUGCAUCUUGUCAUGAACCCUUGAACGAUAGGAUUGCUAAAGAAUGUGGAUUCACUACUCUAUCCAUACGCAUAGUUGAGGAAUUGGUAACUUUGAGUUACUUUCCGCUGGCAAAGUCUCCAGAAGUUUGAAAUGCCGGAACACAUCUUUCUGCAGCUGAAUUUCAUUCUGUGCUUAGUGAUGCCGGGCACUCACAGGAAAAAAGUGAAAAUAGAACACUCCUGCUGGAUGCCCGGAAUUUAUACGAGACAAGGAUUGGAAAGUUCUCGACUCCAAAUGUGGAGACAUUGGAUCCAGGAAUUAGGCAGUACAGUGUCCUUCCAUCCUGGAUAGAUAUUAAUGAAGAAAAAUUGAAGGGAAAGAAUAUCCUUAUGUACUGUACUGGGGGGAUUAGUUGUGAGAUGGCCUCAGCCUAUAUUAAAUCAAAAGGUGCUGGUUUUGAAAAUGAUUUUCAGUUAUAUGGUUGGAUUCAGCGUUAUCUAGAACAAUAUCCUGAUGGGGGGUUUUUCCAAGGAAAGAAUUUUGUUUUUGAUCAUAGAUUACACUUUUUCUGGGAGAUGCUGGAAUGCUACUGUAGACUGCUAGAAAGUAAUUAUUCUUCUCGCAGACGGUGCAUUUUCUGUAGAAUGCUCGUGUUAAUCUGGAAUAGCUGUCAGGAUGUAAAUUCUACUUAUGCUUGUGAACUAUGCCAAAAAGCUGGCAAGGAUGUUCGCUCGGUUUUGGAGAUGAAAGUUCACAAGUCAGUAGAAAUAUCUGAAGGUGGAGGGGAUAUGCUUGCCUAUUGCUGCACGAUCAAAUGGUAAGGCCCGUGAUCGUAAACAAAUUCAAUUUUUGUUUGUCGUGAGAUAGGUAAAACUCCCUUCAUCCCAUCAUAGUGUAGGAUUUAUAUGGGUUUGGCUUCACAUGUUCUUCAAGAAAAUGAAGGAGCUUUUGGUUA